Fopius arisanus is the source of this 9070-nucleotide messenger RNA. RefSeq names its product stolid (gene stol). The transcript is spliced from 24 exons. The coding region runs from base 1055 to 4642 and encodes 1195 amino acids. Lineage: Eukaryota; Metazoa; Arthropoda; Insecta; Hymenoptera; Braconidae. Gene Ontology annotation, molecular function: voltage-gated calcium channel activity. The record is from RefSeq and is a predicted model, not a curated record. Gene Ontology annotation, cellular component: voltage-gated calcium channel complex.
UCAUACAAUACAACUUCUUUCUCUCUCUCCCGAAAAUCUCGAGCGCUUGUAGUCGUAGUAAGAGUUAAUGCGCCCGCGCGUUCUGAAGGCUUCAUACUCCAGUCAAGAAGAUGCUUAUAUUUUUGCGCCUCGUUAUGUGAUUCUCAUUCGAUAUUUCAACUUAAUAAAUUAUCCACGUCUUGAACAGACAUGUACCGAUCAAUACUCAUCAAUAAUCACUGAGUGUUACUAAUCGGGUAAUUGACAAACGUACGAUUGUGGAAUAGUGUCCAGUGGUGGGGUGUUUUGGCAAUGAAGAACUGCCGCCAGUGAGUGGUGGUACACCGUGAGAUGCUGAAAAUCUACGAGUGAGAGAAUUUUUAUUGAAUUUAGGGAAUUUGAGGGUUGAAUUGGGGGGUGGGACUCUCGAGUCAGUGUGAAAUAGAAAAAAAUAGCGAGGAUUUGGGGAGACGGUGCAUAUUGACUGACGGCAACGUGGGAGGGGCGACGCGUACACCCGGAGGAGCUUUUCGUUCGGGGUAUUGGGGUGAAGAGGGGCACUGAAACCAGAAACGAGUGUACGUGUGAACGCAUUGGGAAAAAGAAGUGUCAAUCCCUCAUCAUCAUUUCAUCAGUAUUCUCAUAAAUUGGAGAUGUAUUUUUUAAAUUGUUUUGAAAAAUUGUAUGCUGUUAACAAGGUGUUGCAGACGGCUCGAUAAAUUCUGUUUGAAUCUUGAGCGGCCUAUAUGGAUUUUUGCAUGACUGCAUACCGGCGAGAAAAUAGUCUGUUAAUACGUGAGAUUUAUCAACCUGCGAGGUAACGUAAUGGGUGUUGAAUUGUGGAGAAAGAGUGAAGUUACAAUUGCACGACAUUUCUUAAUUGAAAAUUAAUGGGUAAUUGGUAAAUUGGAUUGGAGGGAUUAAUGUGGCGUACUGUGGGUACAGCGUUCGUGGAGAUAUCUUUUCGGCAAUAAAUCAAGUUUAGUGGUUAUUGUUUUAUUUAGAGUACUGGACAAUUGUGAGGUAUUUGGAACGUAGACUUAGAUAACGUGUUGAAGGGAAUAAAAGAGGCGCGAUGCGUCAGUUGGCGAAGUGGACGUUAUGCCUUGGCAUAUUUUUUUUUAUCACCAUUCGAAUCAGUCGUCAACAGGAGGAGGACAUACCGCACAAUGAGGUGAGAAAUUGGGCGCUCAAGUUUGGAGUGGAUUUGUGGGAGUUUGGAAAACAGGCGACGAAACUAGCGGAGAUUCAGAGAAAAUAUCAUAACGAUGGAGAAACUACGGUAAACAAGAAGGAUGGCCUGGUAUUGGUGAGGGAGAUGGCUGCCGAAGUGAAGAAUAUGUUGGACUUCAAAAUGAACGCUGUUAUGAGGUUGAUGGAGAGUGCUGAGCAGGCUGCCGUGUCUUCCUCGCGAGAGGGAAAUACUUCACCGAGAUACUACAGCUCCCAUGAUAUCAACAGAUUUACUAGUGAAGGAAAAGGGACGUCGCAUCCUCGUGAAGUGCAACUCUCGGUGCAUCGACACUUUGACAAUUUGCCAGUUAAUCUGAGUAUGUCGGGUGUACUUCUGCCUUCGGGGGUAAAAGAUUCUGACAGCGAAGUUGCUGUCGGACUUCAGUGGAGUGACCACUUGGAUCCUCUCUUUGUUAAUAACUACGAAAGUGAUCCCACCCUCUCCUGGCAGUACUUCGGAGCAUCUUCUGGAUUUUUAAGACGUUUUCCAGCCAUUGCUUGGCCUCCCAGAAAGUUCUCAAACGAUCCAGAAGACAUUCCCGACGUCUCUGAUUUUCGCACAAUGAACUGGUUCGUCGGUGGUGCAACGAGUCCCAAAGAUCUAGCAGUUCUGAUUGAUGCAGCAAGUUUUUCCUCUCGAAAAUUACGCAGUCUGACGAUAGCGACUGUCAGAAGCAUUCUAGAUACACUAUCCUCCAAUGACUUCGUGAACGUCUACCGAUAUGGAAGCAAUGUUGAGGAAAUUGUCAGGUGCUUCAAGGACACUUUAGUCCAGGGAUCUGAUGAGAAUAUUAAGGAAAUGAAAACGGCAUUGCACUCGGUGCAACCUGAGGCCAUAACCAAUGUUUCAGCGGCUCUAAGUAUUGCCUUUGAGGUUCUACACAGGUACAACAGGUCCGGCCUAGGAAGUCAAUGCAAUCAAGCAAUUAUGCUCAUUACUGCGAAUACUGAAGCAGCAACAGCGGAGCUCAUUAAAAAAUAUAACUGGCCUCAUAUGCCUGUGAGAAUUUUUACCUAUUUGGUCGGGGGAGACAAGAGUCUAGAGCUCAAGGAAAUGGCCUGCAGCAAUAAAGGGUUCUACGCGAGGAUUUCUUCAAUGGAGGACGUGAAGAGUAAAGUUUUCGAGUACAUAAAAGUACUGGCAAGGCCUAUGGUUUUGUACCAGCAUGACCAUCCCAUUCACUGGACACCCGCUUAUGUGGGUGGCGAGACUGGUAGAUAUGGACAGGAGGGACACCCCCAGCUCAUGACUUCUGUCACAGCACCCAUUUUGGAUCGUCGUAAUCACACGGCAAAAACUGCAAAUUUAUUGGGAAUCGUUGGAACUGAUGUACCAAUUGAAGAAAUUCAGAAGCUCGUUCCUCCAUACAAGCUUGGUGUCAACGGUUACUCUUUCAUUGUCGACAAUAACGGACGGGUUCUCUAUCAUCCCGAUCUGCGCCCUUUGCCGACUGGUCUUUCGUACGAAAAAUCUCUGAAGCCUCGUUACACCAGCGUUGAUCUCACCGAGGUGGAGUUAUCCGAGGACGAUGGCCCCACUCACCCUUUGAAUAAUUCUGGGCUUCCGGAUUUGAGACGAGACAUGAUUGACCAGAAAGAGGGUGAAACUAGUUUUGCCGUGAAAAUUCAUUAUGACGAUAUGAAAAGAGUAACACUCAGGAAGCACAACUACUUUUAUAAACCAAUAGCAGGGACUCCGUUCUCUCUGGGACUGGCAUUGCCUGAGGGCUAUGGCAUGUCGGAAGUCAACGCUGAACUGGAAAUAAAGCAUGCGAUAGUGAAUGUUUUCGAUUAUUUCAAUGGCACUAACUGGAAAGUACAUCCUGACUGGGUCUACUGCGAGUACAGUUCAGCAUCCGACAAAAAAUUUAAAUCCUCUGAGGAGCGUAUACUCCAUUUCCUAGCAAGAACAAGAAUGCCUGGAUGGAAAUGGAUGUCGAUGAGACCAAAGAGUCCCAGCUCGCAUCAUAAUCAAGCGAGCAAGCCUGAUAAAGACGCACAUUACUGUGAUAAAAGACUAGUCCAGUCUCUCGUACUGGACGCUGUUGUAACCGGUGGAUUUAAUAAGAGAGACAGUAAUGCAAUGCACAAAGAGGAUAAUCAGAACCCCAUUGCCAUACUGAUGGCUCUUCUGCACAGCCAAGGAAAGGGGAGAUUUGACAUUGUCCGAAGUUUUAUUGCAACUAGAAGUGGUCUAUUGCGAUGGCAUGAUCAUCAGGAAAACAAGGAGGCCGACGAUGAACCGCAUUUUGCUGAAAUGAACAAACGCGCUAUGGACACUUCAUGGUACAAAAGAGCCGCUGAACAGCACGCAAUUGAACCAAUGAGUUUUGUCUUCAGUGUGCCACCCAACGCAGCGGACCUCGCUGAACCUCUGGUAACAGCAACACAUGCGGUUUAUGUCGAGAUGAGAAACGGCCACAAAGCACCAGCGGCUGUGGUCGGCCUCCAAUUCCAGCAUUCGUCUCUGGCUACUCAUUUCAUGAAUAUUACCUCCACGUGCUCCAAUUGCAAGAAGAAUUGCGCCUCUGAAGAGCUUGAUUGCUAUAUUUUGGACAAUAGUGGAUUUAUUAUAAUUAGUGAACGCCAUGAACACACAGGGAAAUUCUUCGGUGAGAUUGACGGGACCAUCAUGGAUUCACUUGUACAGGAUAAAAUUUAUCGAAAAGUUACAGUGGUGGAUUAUCAAGGUGUCUGUUCACCUCAAGAGUCCUACCUAUCAGCAGCACCUAGAGGUAUUUCCCAGUCGAUCCUCAAUACGAUUGGAUCCGCAUUCGGCCUAGUAUGGGCUUCGUUUCUCAGAUUAAAUCUAUACCAAUCAAUAACUCCAGCAUUGGGAUGGCCUGGUGAUGAAGAACGCGACAAUAUUGAAGCCAGAGACGAGGAGGAAGCACUUCACGAGAUAUAUCCCCCAAAUCUGUCAGAGGAUCGUCUCGCAGCCGAGAGUGACAAGAUCCUCCAAUAUCCAGCAUCUGCGCCAACAGUAUCUCCAGCUCAUGUAACGUCACCUCCACAUGUCCUCAACAAACUACGCACGUGCGAAAAGAAAACGGAUUUAUACAUUCUCCAGCCUGAAAGGCUCAAUACCAGUGGCCAGAGUAAUCCCUUGAAGGGUAAACUAACUAAUUGUCAUGUCACAGGUUGCGAGAGACCCUUUAGCGUCCAAAAAAUAGUACACACGAAUCUGAUCCUGUUGGUCGUGGACACCCUUUGUCCCUGUGGCAGCAAGCAAUUGAGUAUCGAACCCAUCGAGGCCCUAACAGACUCAAACGCAUGUACAGCAAGGAGAGAGAGUCUUUACCGCAGACGACCCCCAAAAUGCAUCAAUUACCAUCCCGAAGAGAUGGAGAUAAAGUACUGCGGCAAUGCCGGCAAGUCCUACAUAUCCUACAGUCUUAUCAUCGCUGUUAUCUCGAUCUAUUUCACGUGACUCAAUGCUUAAGAAUUACGGUUACAACGAUAAAGAACAAUUGAGGUUUAUUUAUUUACCUCCAUUUUGAUAAGAAUGUAAAUGCGGGCAAAUUGAGUCUAACGGAAGAUUUAAAGAAGAGAAAAUUGUUUGUUGAGUUUAGUCUCUGGUAAAAUUUUGCGAUGAGUUUUGAUUUUCAGUAAACUUACGUGAAAGAAGCUGCUUCCUUCGGAAAAAUUAAAAAAAAAAACUAAUAAUAAUAAUAAUUAGAUGAAAAGGGGAGAUUUUUAUUCAAAGAGGAUAAUUAUGAUAUCGGGAUUGAUUCGCCGUCCGUUGAGUACGACGCAUUACCCUCUUGAUCCGUUCGUGGUAAAAAAAUGAAUGAUUAAUAAAUAAAAUAAGUAAUUUAAUAAAUGCAUAAAACGGCUCAAACAAUGUUUAGACAAUACCGUUCGGCUGCAAGAUAUUUUGCUUGCGUAAUAGUCGACAAAACAAAUGUUUUUAUUCUUGUUUUUGUGAUUUAUGAGGUUUAAUGAUAUUUAAAGAAUAGUACAAUUUUUUAUAGUUUUUAUCGGUGGAAUAGGGGGAGAAAAUGGUUAUUUCGAUGGGAUUGAGGCUGUUGUUCACUAAAUGGGGAUCGCAGUGAGCAUUGCUCACUACAGUAGACUCCCGUUAUAGUCAUGUGCAUGGGGCUGGAGGGGAAGCGAAUUCGGAGAAUUCGACUGUAUGCAACUACCCCCAUCACGCGUUUGCUGCUAUCGUAAACUAAUUUUUUUCAUAGCAAAUUCGAAAACGAGGGAAAUUUAUUUCUCGGCUUUAUUUUUUCCGGAAUUCAAUUCCUCAUCGGACGAAUCAAUAAAUUGUUUACAUCAUGAAACCCGGAGGUAGUAGAGUAAGGGAACCCAAAGAUAUGCGAAAAAAGAAAUUGAGGAGAGGUGUGACUAUAACGGGAUCCUACUGUAAUCUACGGUUAGAUUCCACGCAAUUUUUCUAUUUAAGAAUUAAUGGAUUUUUUUCGAGUACUGGAAUUAUGAUGGUAAAGUGGUAAAACAAUAGAUACUAAUUCAACGUUUCAUUAAAUUUUUCGGAAGUGUCUAUGCCUCGAAGGAAUAUAGUGAAUUUUUUAUGGCAACAUUUUAGAGAAUGAAUGUCAAUCCUCUGUAAAUUUUGACUAUAUUCUUCUGAUCCAGAAGUAACCCUCGAAAAUUUAUGUCGAUCGCUUGAAUGAGUUUUUAGAGAAUAUCUGGAAAUAAAGGGGGAAUGGGGCCCCAGGGUCGAGGGCAGAGUAAAAAUUCUGAAGCUGCCUCUUUAAAUUUUUGCAUAUUCCCCAGAAACUGAAUUCGUUAGAAUGACCUCAUGUUGAUUUAUCACGGCAUCACAUACUUAUAGGUUUCGAAAUAAAAAUCUAAAGAUAAUAUAUAAAAUAAUGAGAUGUCAACCGAGAGCAUAUUGUUUCAUUUUAGUUUAUAAUAUAAAUAUAUAACCAUAUGAAUACGCACGCCGGCGUUUUUAUUUGCUGUUAAUCGUUGAUAAACAUUUCUAUUCAUGAUUUAUCAAGGAGAAAAGAGUAAUUAAAUGGAUUACAUGGAAUUAUUAAAAAAUAGAAAGAAUAUGUUAAAUGAGUUAUUUUAAAGUAAAGAGGAAAAUGAAAAAACAUUAGGAUCGAUGGCGUUUAUUUGCAGUGAUCAAGAUCAAUAGUAGUGGCCGAGCCAUUGAUUAAAAAAAAAUCUCGAACGAUCGAAAUUCUUGGAAUUACUUAAAUUGGAUUGAUAACGAUUGAUAUAUUUAUAUUCAGAGGUUCUAUGAAUUCUGGAUAUUUCAUUAAUCCGAAAAGAUAAUGAAUAAUAAAAUGGUUAUAUUGUUCAGAGCUGACCCGAAUGAUCGUAUUUAUAAUGUUACGAAUGAGAUAGCGUUGUUCUUAAUGUAUAAAAACAAACAAAUUAAAUACGUUUUUCCUUUCAUUUUUUCGUUUGAAUCAAUAAUUAUUCUAUUACAAGACCAUUUUUUACUGUGUCUUCCACGAAACGGCCUUUCUUAAAGUGGAUUUACGAAGAUACGUAUUGAAGGGAUGGAGAAAUAAAACCACAAAAUUGGGUAAAUAUUGUGGAAAAAUAUUGUGCGAUCUUGAAUUAACGAAAAAAAAAAAAUGGAUAAGAAAACAUACAUGAUGAACUUCGAAAAUACAUAUCGGCUUUCACAGAAAAACUUCCAGGUGCGAAAGAGUGUAAAAACGAAAAUAAAACGACAAAAUAAACCAUGUAACUUCAUCAAACAAAUCUACUAUAUGUUCCGGGAAUCCCUACAUUCUCAAUAAUUAUAAGCGAAAUACUGUAGGCGAUAAUAUUAAUACAAAUAACGUGUAAACUCUGAGUGAAGAGAAUGCGCAGAAACUGGACAGGAUGAGGGGGGAAAUUAAUAAAUCAAUAAUGAAGACACAUUUUCCUUGAGAAGACUUACCUUUUCGAUGAGCAAAGGGAAAACAGUUUAACGUAAAAUGUAAUUAAAGUCACUGUGUAUUUUCGUGACGUAACAAAUCCACAAAAGAAAUGAUUAAAGAAAUACAGUUGAUACAUCUACAAUAAUUCAUCAAUUUUCAUUAUCUCCAUUGUAACAAAUAUAUGCCACAACGGCAAUGAAACAUAAGAGAAAAAUCGCAUUUAAACAAAAAUAAAUUUAAAAAAUGAGAAAUGACAAGCGCGCAGUCACAUUGAUGUGUAUUUUAGAAUUAAAAUAAAAUACAAAAGAAAACCAAAAAAAAAAAAACGAUAAUUCGUGCUGAUGGGGGGAUAUGUAUUAUUCAUAUAUCUGGUUUUACUGUGUGAAAUACUAUUUCGAGAGGAUGAGAAGACAUUCGGAGGACAAUAAGAAACAUCAAACUACAUUCUCUGUCAUUUUGUGCAAACAAUCGCUGAGGAACAAAUGAUAAAAAGAAGUAAAGAAAAAAUACAAAAAAAAAACUAUUAUUAUAAUACUAUGGCUUUUUUGUGAUUGUUAUCUUUUACAGACUACCUGAGAUGCAUAAGAGUAUUUUGCAUAAUAACGAAAAAUUCAAAAAAUAACAAAAAAAUGAAUAAAUAAAUAAACAAUAAUAACCGUAAUGACAAAUUCUUAAAGAGAUAAUGCAACUCAAUAAUUGUAUACUAACAUUGCGGCAUUUGUACGAAUGCGUUUAAAAAGCUGGGCCAAAGUAAAAAAAAAACAAAAAAAUGAUGAAAAUGUAAAAAAAAUCAAAAAUUAUGUUUUCCCAUGUAAUUUAUUCCGAGUUUGGCUGUUGUUAUCUUGAAUAUCGACUAACGUGUUGUAUAGACUAAUUGAGGGUAGGCGGAUAAGCCAAAGAGACUAAAAAGAGCAAUUUGUAAAUUGGGGGAAUUUAUUAAAAAUUCAUUGAAAUUACUCCUCUUUAAAAGAAAUGAGAAUACAUCAUGCUUGUAUCAUUGCAUCAACUCUUGUAUUCCUGUGUACAUUGUAUUACAGGGAGUGAUAACUCAUGUUGAUACUCAAGUGGAGAUGAACAAUUAAUAGUACUAAUGAGUGUGUGUAAAUUGGUCACUCAAACAUACAUCGAUAUUCAAUAAUUUCUUUUCACAUCCCUCUAUAAGGUAAUGGAGUUGAAAUUCUGCUCAUGAAUUGAUAGAGAACCCUGAUGAAUUAUCUUUUUCCCCUUGAACAUAUAGAUAUCAAAUAUAAUUAUUUGAAUUAUUAAUACGCGUCGGGAUUGCAUAGAAAAUAUUCCAAACCUGACAUGUUAAGAUUUAUCCAUCUUAUUGAUUUGGGCUGUGGGUUACAUAUAAUUAAAUAUAAUUGAAUAUAAUUAGUCACUGAUAUGAUUGAUCGCAGCUUUCGGGAAUCUAUACGGAAAAUAAAAAAAAAUCUGUCAUUUUUCAAACGACACAUACACCAACGAUUAAAACACAUCAAGACACAUUAAAUUCCAAAAAAUCGAUCUGUUCCCAUCACAGAUGUAUAAUUAAAUAGUUAAAUCAAUUAGAAGAUUGGGUUUCGAGAUACAUAUUGUGGAGUAGAAAGGGCGUAAAUGCUAUGUCCAUAAACAUCACUUCCGCCCCUUCCAUUAUACAAGCUCCUUCAAUAAUAAUAAAUUAGUCAUUUAUAUUAACUUUUCAACGGGAACAGAUGAACUCAUUAACACUCUCGACGAAUUAUGCGCAAAAUCACCUCUUCAUUACUCCAAUAACUGUAUGAAAAGAAAUAACGGAAUAUCCGAAAGUUUUUUGAGUAUCAAACUUAUGCAUGCAAACUUAACGAUGAUUUACGCCCGAAUAAAGUCAUGGCACAAAAUUUAUCCUUUAAGCAAAGAAAAACAUUCCAUUGAAAUGAGAGAUGAGUUAAUAAUAGUAUGAGAUGCUAUUACAUCAGAGAUGAGAAGGAGAAAUUAUUAUUAUUACUAUUAAAAAAUUAUUAUUACCAUUAUCAUUAAUAUUAAAAUUAUUA